CAGUCUGUAGCCACCCUCCGCCGCAGUUGAACGUGCCGCGAGUGUACCGGUGCCCGCUGAUCAGAUCCGACCUUCAAUCCGAAAGAACGAGACGACUAUAUACAGGCGAUUCACAAGAAGAAUUGAAGAAACAACUUCGCACAGAGCACACGAAAACAACGGAUAUGGUCUCCCAUAGAUAGUGUCAGGUGAGGUGGAAACUGUGGGAGUGAGUUAUAGCGGCAUGCGCGUGCUGGUGGCAGCACUUGCUGCGCUGCUAGCGCGUGUGCUAGCCAGUCCCCACGAGCAUAGAGCCAGGCAUCAUGCGCCGGACCACGCUCUUCACUUUUCUAUGCCCGCUCCGCCUCAACCCUAUCGCGGACACGGAGAGGCCGUACGUUACAAUCCAGAGCUGGACACGAUCCUUCCACGAUUCGAUGAACAAGAAACAUCCUCGAAACGAGCAAAAUAUGCAGAUACGGAAUCGUCUUCUAAGCGAGCCAAUGAAGAAAGAUUCUAUUCUAAUCAUGAAAGGAUUGAAGAACUUAUGGCAGAUGAACCCCAACUUGGCCCUGAACCUGACGACCCAUUAAUUGUUCGCACUACUCACGGUAGAGUAAAAGGGAUAACACUUACUGCAGCAACAGGCAAGAAAGUGGAUGCCUGGUUUGGUAUACCUUAUGCUCAAAAACCUAUCGGAGAUCUCAGGUUUCGACAUCCAAGACCCAUAGAAAAAUGGGGCGAUGAAAUUCUUAAUACAACAGCACUGCCACACUCAUGCGUCCAGAUUAUAGACACUGUAUUUGGAGAUUUUCCAGGUGCGAUGAUGUGGAAUCCUAACACUGACAUGCAAGAAGAUUGCCUUUAUAUCAAUAUUGUGUCUCCACAACCACGCCCUGUUAAUGCUCCUGUAAUGUUGUGGGUUUUUGGAGGUGGAUUUUAUUCCGGUACGGCUACUUUAGAAGUUUACGAUCCAAAAAUACUUGUAUCCGAAGAAAACAUUGUAUAUGUAACAAUGCAAUAUAGAGUGGCGUCUUUAGGGUUCUUGUUUUUUGAUACACCUGAUGUACCUGGCAAUGCUGGAUUAUUCGAUCAACUUAUGGCCUUACAAUGGGUCAAAGACAAUAUAGCCUACUUUGGUGGAAACCCUCAUAACAUAACUUUAUUUGGAGAAUCUGCUGGUGCGGUAUCAGUUUCUUUACACCUAUUAUCCCCUCUGUCAAGAAAUUUAUUUUCUCAAGCUAUAAUGCAGUCUGGGGCGGCUACAGCUCCUUGGGCCAUAAUAUCAAGAGAGGAAAGUAUUUUACGUGGAUUGCGUUUGGCUGAAGCAGUUCAUUGCCCAAGCUCUAAAACGGAUACGGGUCCCAUGAUUAAUUGCUUAAGAAAAAAAAGUGCUGACGAACUGGUAAAUAAUGAAUGGGGAACGUUAGGAAUUUGUGACUUUCCUUUUGUUCCUAUUAUAGAUGGAUCAUUUUUGGACGAAAAGCCGAGAAAAUCAUUAGCCCAUCAAAACUUUAAGAAAACCAAUGUUCUCAUGGGAUCAAAUACAGAAGAGGGUUAUUACUUUAUUCUAUACUAUUUGACAGAAUUGUUACCUAAAGAAGAAAAUGUCGGAAUUACUCGAGAACAAUAUUUGCAAGCCGUUCGAGAAUUAAAUCCUUUUGUGAACGACGUUUCAAGACAAGCUAUUGUGUAUGAAUACACAGAUUGGCUUAAUCCAGAUGAUCCAGUAAAUAAUAAAAAUUCAUUAGAUAAAAUGGUCGGUGAUUACCACUUUGCUUGCGGGGUCAAUGAAUUUGCCCAUCGCUAUGCAGAAACUGGUAACAAUGUUUACACUUAUUAUUACAAACAUCGUAGUAAGAAUAGUCCUUGGCCCUCGUGGACUGGGGUAUUACACGGAGAUGAAAUCAAUUACGUUUUUGGCGAGCCACUCAAUCCUGGGAAAAACUAUUCUCCGGAAGAAAUUGAGUUCAGUAGGCGUUUAAUGAAAUAUUGGGCUAAUUUUGCAAAAACUGGAAAUCCAUCGAUGGACGAAAAAGGGGAGACGAUGAAAGAAUAUUGGCCGCUUUAUACGACUGGAGGUCGUGAAUAUCUGUCUCUUGAGGUGAACUCGAGUUCGGUGGGACAUGGUUUGAGAUUGAAGCAAUGCGUUUUCUGGCAGAAAUAUCUGCCCCAACUUAUGGCCGCCACUAAUAAACCUGAAACUCCGAAAAACUGUACCAAUACUGGAUUUUCAAGAAAACCUUCCCACAUGAUGCUCAGUUUGAGCUUAUUUUCUUUAACAGUUGUUAAGGCGAUUAACUAUAUUUAAAUACUACUGAGUGUUUCAAGUUAGGUGUAUUGGUAUUAGGCUUUAUAAUAUAGUUUAGUCGCUUUUAAACGCUCCUCCGGCUGUGGAGAUUAGUUACUUGUAUUAUGGGAUAUAUCACUUUAAUUUCGUCUUUAAACGUGAUUUUAUUUCUUUGGUAGAGUAUACUCAUAAAAUAAAAAGGUAUAAUUAAUUUUUGUAUUAACGGUCAGUGGAACAAUCGUAUGCUUUUUUGUGAAAUGGAUCAACGGUAUAUUUUAAAUUAUUUUUAUAUAUAACGUAUAUAAAUAAUAUACACAUAUUUUUAUUAUAAGCCACCUUAAGUGUUAUAUUGCUCUUUAAGUCUAUAAAGCAUUUAUUAAGCUUUGGUUAAGCUUCACGGUCGUAAAUAAGAAAACUAUGGAGUUAAUGUUAUUAUUUUAAGGAGUGAUACCUCCAUCAACAUAUCACUUGUUAAUAACAAAUUUUAGAAAUACGUAGUCGUAAUUUCGUCAUAGUUUGUAAGACUUUAACAUAUCUUUACAGAAUAGGCUGAAGAGAUUGCUAAUAAAAGAACAUGCGGAAAGUGGAACAGUCAAUGAAAGACUCACAAGAAAAUGAUUAAAAUAAUGGAAUUUCAGCUGAACCGUGUUAAUGUAGAAUGUGAAAUGAUUGAUGUAUAUGAUAAAUAAGAUGUAGAACUUUUAGCUUUAAAGCGCCUCUAUUGCAAUACAUAUCACGCAAGGCAUAGAAAUGUUUAAACCCAUUCUAACCUUAGUGUAAGUUAAAUGUAAGCUAGUUAGCUUCACAACUCUGUAGCGGACCAAUAUUAGAAAGUUGUACAUGAUAUAUGGUUCGACUGGACUAAAGGAAAACAAAGUUCAAAACUGCCAAAAAAUGUUUUGGAUCUAAAAGAAUUUUAGUUCAUGGAAAACUAGUCGACUGUUUAGAAAAAGAUGAUUGUUCUGACAUAUGCAAAUAGUAAUAUAAGAAUAAAUUUUAAAAAGUCGAUUAGUUUUCCGUAUGCUUGAGUUUUAACAAGAAUCGGUUGUAAUUUGGUGGUUCUGAGAGUAACAUCUAACAGAAGGUAAAAAAAAAACAUUCUCCUAGUGUUGGAAAUUGUACAGCUUUUAGUAUAUGCCGUAAGUUAGCAAAAACCAAAUUAGUACCUUAAAGUUUAGGAUCGACACAUAUAGCUUAGAGAACGUAGUGUCCAACAGUUCAGCUUUCGAAUAUUGGUAUUUGGUAAUAUAAGAUAGAGAGAAUCUUUUCAAUUCGUUCAAAGAUUCGAAAUACAAUUUACUAGUACAAUACAGUAAUUUUAAUGUCUUUUGGCGAGUAUUUUUUAGAUAAUAAAAUAUUGUUUUGUUUCUGUACAUAACGUAUGUAUUAAAAAUAAAGUAGGUCUUGAAUCUUAGGUUUUAUGUACUUUCAGGGCAUGAACGCCCAAGUGUCAAAACAAAUCUGUUGUGGAAGACGAUACUUUAUGAGAUAUAGUGAAGAUGUAAUUUUCAUAUAUCGACAAUUUAUGGCUUUUUUUAAUUUAUGAUUAGAUUAGAUGUAAACAUUUGAAUAUGUAAGUCAAUUGCUGUCUUGAAUACCGAUAUUAAAUCGUUUAUUAAAUAUUAAAACACGGCUUUCGGUAGCUUAUACAAUUGCCGAUGUUAGAUUUUAAUCUAGUAUCAAUAUAAAGUUAUCUCUCGUUCGAUGUUUCACGAACUACGCUUAUUUUAACCUGCAUAUAUAAACCUAUAGAGUGCCUCUUGUUCACUUUUAUAUAUAUUGAUAAACACUUAGUGUAUACUUGUAGUAGUAGAGACGUAACUUCUUACGAUUUGCACUUAUUUAAUUUUAUUUUGAUUCAAUCUUUUUGGAAGGCCAGGAAAUGACGAGAAGUGCCAAAGCAAGUUUAAAAAUGUGUCAAUAGAAAAACAUAUUUUUGUUAUAACAUAGUCAUAAAAUUAAAUUCUUCAAAUUUAUUCCAUUACUACGUACUUCAAUAUUUUAAAUUUUAUCUAGUAAUGAGUCAUUUCAAUAUAUUAUCUGAAAAAAGAUUAUAUAAUAUUAAAGCUUGUGUACACUUCUCACUUUACUUGUUUACAUAUAUUUUUAUGUCUUACAUAUUUUCUAUGAUGACCUAAAUACACUUACGUGAGUUUAAAUGACAAAUCUACCAAAACUUUGAAUUUUAAAAGACGUAAUUACAUAUUAUUGAUUGUAUUAAAAAAUCGUGAUCCGGUGGAGGAGUAUUGAAUUUAAAAAAUGCUAGUAUUAUUUGACUGGAUCUAGAACGUAUCAGACAUUAAAUGAUACCAAUAUAUAUAUAUAUUUAUUGAAUUAUUUGAGCAUGAUUAUAAAACAUAAUUUCGUGUUUCAUAGCAGUUGGUAGAAAAUAGUAGUAUAAAACUUUAUCUUCAAUUGAUCAAUAUUUCAAGUAAGGAAGUAUUGGUUUUGAUGGAAUAAUUCUCUUCCAAAGACAUGAAUUUGCUAAAUUGGGAUUGUGAUUUAUUGGAAUUUGAAUCAAAUAAUACUAGCAAAUUUUAAUACGUUUUUAUAGAUAAGAGAGUGCUAAACGAUAAUAUUAUAGUACCAGUUUGUUGAAGUUAAUGCUUUUGAUAAAUGUGGCCUAAAUCUCAGCACGAAAUAUGGGAGGCCUAUCUGUAUUUAUUUAAUUCUGUUUAUCUUUUCAAAUUCUAAUAGUAAUUUUUCGAGUAAGUUGUUCAUAAUAUUAGUGCUAUGAUUGCAUUAUUGAAUGUCUGCAACUUUUGUGUUUAAUUAUAAAAUAUAUGCUUGUAUAUA
Danaus plexippus (monarch butterfly) is the source of this 5065-nucleotide messenger RNA. It is a transcript of the gene ace1, whose product is annotated as acetylcholinesterase-like. Gene Ontology annotation, cellular component: plasma membrane. The transcript is spliced from 5 exons. Gene Ontology annotation, biological process: acetylcholine catabolic process; choline metabolic process. NCBI's taxonomy places the organism in Eukaryota, Metazoa, Arthropoda, Insecta, Lepidoptera, Nymphalidae. The coding region runs from base 224 to 2290 and encodes 688 amino acids. The record is from RefSeq and is a predicted model, not a curated record. Gene Ontology annotation, molecular function: acetylcholinesterase activity.